This is a messenger RNA of Phymastichus coffea, 1873 nucleotides long. Its product is annotated as 3'-5' ssDNA/RNA exonuclease TatD. Gene Ontology annotation, molecular function: single-stranded DNA 3'-5' DNA exonuclease activity. Lineage: Eukaryota; Metazoa; Arthropoda; Insecta; Hymenoptera; Eulophidae. Gene Ontology annotation, cellular component: cytosol. The record is from RefSeq and is a predicted model, not a curated record. Bases 547 to 1479 code for a protein of 310 amino acids. The transcript is spliced from 3 exons.
UUUUGUAUUUUAUUGUAAACAUGACGCAACGUGGUACUCCUUUAUACUUAUUAAUUAUUUUUAGUAAGACAGUCGCCAUGCAGGUCAUAGUCACGUAAUAAUGCACAGUGGGUGAAAUAAAUGCUAACAAUAGAUAGAACAAGGGAAAGGAAUAAGAAUUUUUCAUUAACCUAACAAGGAGUUAUGACUCAUUUCGUGGCAGCGUUAUUAUUAUUUGUUUUCGAUUUGACUGCCUCCAAUUAAUCUCUGGCUAGCCAUCUUUUGGUGCACACACACUCGCAAAUAAUAUUGUUUCCGCAAUCUCUGUUUAUGUUUUUUUUUCAUUUUAGUUUUUUGCUUUAUCGCGAGAAACAAGUGUUCCUCUGCCCUCGCGGACUAUUUGUGCAUGAUUCUUUUUUUUGGAGCUCACGUCAUUGCCGACACCCAGCACCUUUUUUCUAUUUAUUUUUCUAAGAUUCGAACUUGAGCGCAUUACACUCGCGAAAAAGAGUCAGAACGGAGUUUUUCUCUAAUCUCGGGUACUGCCAGAAUUGUACAUACUUGAAAAUGUCUGAAAACGCAAGUAGUUCAAACAUAGAUGACAAAACUUCAUCUGCUAUGACUCAGUGCUAUGAAAAUUAUGUGCUAGUUGAUGUCGGAGCAAACCUUACUAAUAAAAAAUACAACCGUGAUUUGGAUAGUGUUGUACAAAGAGCCAAAGAUGCAGGAGUACAAAAAAUAAUGGUAACUGGUGCAAGUAUACGUUCUAGCAAAGAAGCAUUGCGCUUGACAAGAAUUUACCCUGGCAAUUUGUAUUCGACUGCUGGGGUUCAUCCACAUGAUGCUAAAUCUUGGGAGGACUCAGAAACACUGGAAGAGUUAGAAAGUAUAGCUAAAAAUCCAGAGUGUGUUGCUAUAGGAGAAUGUGGAUUAGAUUACAAUAGAGACUUCUCCGAACCAGAAAUACAAAGAUCUGUUUUUGAUAAGCAAGUGGAGUUGGCUUGUCGGUUGAAUAAGCCUCUUAUUAUUCAUGAAAGGGGAGCACAAGGAGAUGUCUUAGAAGUUUUGAAUCGCUACAUAAAAUGCUUGCCUCCAGUUCUCAUUCACUCUUUUGUUGGCACUGCAGAGGAGGCGCAACUUUAUCUUGAUCAAGGUUUUUAUUUGGGUAUCACAGGGUAUUUGUGUAAAGAUAAAUCGGACAGUGGUGUUAGACAAUUGUUGGAGGAGGGUCUUGUGCCAUUAGACAGAAUUCUUGUAGAGACUGAUGCGCCCUUCAUGUACCCUAAUACUCGCGCAAGUAAGUUACCGGCCCACGUUAAGGACGCUUUGACGGCGCGAUCUUUGACAUUUUUACUACGCUACUGCACCUUUCAGCGUAACGAGCCUUGUGCGUUACCCGCUAUAGUUGAAAUGGUCGCAGCUUUUAUGCGCAAAUCGCCGGAAGAAGUAGCGCUUGCUACCGCUUUUAAUGCUCUAAAAUUGUUCGGUCUAGAUCAAUGAUGGUCGAUAAAACGACGCGCUAUUGGUGCUAGUUUAUGGCGUUACCAAAAUAAUUGUCAUUCAUUGAUAUUAUAGUUUUUUUACGCUUUCACUUGCGGUUAACGAUUUAUAUUUUACAAGCAUGUAGACUUUAUAAUACUAAUUUUUAUAUUCAUAUUGAUCUUUAUUUAAUUUUCGUGUCCUUAUUGUAAGCAAGUUGUUUUAUUGAAUCACUUUUUUGUCUUUGAUGCUUAAAAAAUUUAAGUAUAACAUAUUUUUUUAAAAGCUUUUAUGUUUUAUUGAAUUUAGUAUGUUGUAAAAAUAUGACAAAGAAUGUAUUUCUAUAUUGAAUUUGGACUGAAUGAUAUAUUUUGAAAUGUAUAAAAGCCGUUAUUUAAUGGAAAUAUGUAAAAUC